AUGGCUUAUAAGCCUUCUUCAUGUUCUUGUUUUUACCAUUCCUUUUGUUUUCUAUUGAUUGUAUUCAUUCUUCCAUAUUUUUGCCUCACAAAAGCUCAAGCUGCAAGCCAUUGUAGAACCACAUGUGGUACUAUUCCGAUAAACUAUCCUUUUGGCAUUGAUGAUGGCUGUGGCAGUCCUUAUUACAGACACGUACUUGUAUGCACCGAUUCGGGCUUUCUCGAGCUUCGAACGCCUUCUGGGAGAUACCAAGUUCGGAGCAUAAGCUACUCAGAUCCUCACAUGAUAGUCACUGAUCCAUUCAUGUGGAAUUGCCAAGAUGGUCAUCACUUUCGUGCAACUAGGCCUUUUAGCCUUGACACAAGCACACACUUAACACUCUCCUCUCAAAAUGACUACCUCUUCUUCAAUUGCAGUGAAGAGAAAGUGAUUGUUGAGCCAAAACCCAUCUUCUGUGAGAGGUUUCCUGAUCGCUGCGACUCGACAUGUGAUAGUGCUAGUUAUCUUUGCAGGCACUUGCCAGGAUGUGCUAAUGCAUUAGGUGCUAGUUCUUCUUGCUGCUCUUACUUCCCGAAAGCGACCGAAUCUUUGAGGCUUAUGUUGAAGUAUUGUGCUAGUUAUACUAGUAUUUAUUGGAGAACUGGUGUCAAUGCUCCUGAUGAUCAAGUACCUGAGUAUGGUAUUAGAGUUGAUUUUGAUAUUCCAGUGACUACAGAUUGCCUUCAGUGUCAAGACAUGAAGAAAGGAGGUGGAACAUGUGGAUUUGACACACAAUCUCAGAAUUUCUUAUGUCUAUGCAAUCAGAGAACAAAUGCCACAACUUAUUGCAAUGAUCACAACAAUACCGGCCAUAACAAGGCAGGAGUCAUUGCAGGGACUGUAACUGGAGUUUCAGCAGCUGGAGCCAUAGGAAUUGGUGCUGGUCUAUGGUAUUGGAAGAAAGUGAGACCCACAGCACCAGUAACAUGCGGGGUUCAGAGCAAUGAGAAUAGGCUCUUUUGA
Molecule: messenger RNA, 1002 nt
Organism: Dovyalis caffra
Lineage: Eukaryota; Viridiplantae; Streptophyta; Magnoliopsida; Malpighiales; Salicaceae
Source: the annotation of a GenBank genome assembly